AUUAUAUAUUAAAUAAAUUAUUUACAAAUAGAAGCUGCCUGAAGAAAUAACAUCCAACAAAUGGAGAAGAAAUCUUACCCAUAUGAUGUCUGUGACACGUCCUUCAGCCAAAGUACCAAUUUGACGACACAUCGACGUACGCAUACUGGCGAAAAACCGUAUGCAUGUGAUAUAUGCGACAAGUCGUUCAGUCAAAGGUACAGUUUAACGAAACACCAACGCACACACACUGGCCAAAAACCAUACGCAUGUGAUGUAUGCGACAAGUCAUUCCUUGUAAGGGGCAGUUUGACAAAACAUCAACGCACACACACUGGCGAAAAACCUUACGCAUGCAAUGUAUGUGACAAAUCAUUCGCUGUAAGUGGCACUUUAACGAACCAUCGACGCACACAUACCGGUGAAAAACCGUACGUAUGCAAUGUAUGCUACAAGUCGUUCACAGAAAAUUGCACAUUAACGAGACACCUACGUACACACACUGGCGAAAAACCGUACACAUGUGAUGUAUGCGACAAGUCGUUCUCUAUAAGUUGCAGUUUAACGAACCAUCGACGCAUACACACUGGUGAAAAACCGUAUGCAUGCGCUGUAUGCAACAAAUCUUUCUCACAAAGUUGCAGUUUAACCACACACAAACGCACACACACUGGCGAAAAACCGUACACAUGCGAUAUAUGUGACAAGUCGUUCGCUGUAAGUGGCACUUUAACGAACCAUCGACGCACACACACUGGUGAAAAACUAUACACAUGCGAUGUAUGCAACAAAUCUUUCUCUCUAAGUAGCAAUUUGAUAUUACACAAGCGGCAAACGCACACGGCACACUGAUCGGAUCGCUCAAAGAUCUACGAUAAAGUUAAAUAUUAAAAAUAGAUUAAUCAUGUCCACGUAUUAUUAUUACGGUAGGUCAAAGUGUUAUUAUUGUUCUAAAAUUAUCUUUUGAGCGUGACAUUAUUGCAAUGUUUUUUUACAAUCAGUAUUAUUUUAAGUUAAUUUGCACCCAUUUAAUAACA
Acyrthosiphon pisum (pea aphid) is the source of this 1016-nucleotide messenger RNA. RefSeq names its product zinc finger protein 2 homolog. Gene Ontology annotation, biological process: regulation of transcription by RNA polymerase II. The record is from RefSeq and is a predicted model, not a curated record. NCBI's taxonomy places the organism in Eukaryota, Metazoa, Arthropoda, Insecta, Hemiptera, Aphididae. Gene Ontology annotation, cellular component: nucleus. The transcript has a single exon. Bases 61 to 831 code for a protein of 256 amino acids. Gene Ontology annotation, molecular function: DNA-binding transcription factor activity, RNA polymerase II-specific; RNA polymerase II transcription regulatory region sequence-specific DNA binding.